This is a messenger RNA of Penicillium canescens, 1056 nucleotides long. RefSeq lists its product as uncharacterized. Lineage: Eukaryota; Fungi; Ascomycota; Eurotiomycetes; Eurotiales; Aspergillaceae. The record is from RefSeq and is a predicted model, not a curated record. Bases 1 to 1056 code for a protein of 351 amino acids. The transcript has 2 exons.
AUGCAAAUCAAACAACUAUCUCUGGCCCGGGGUCAGCCCGGAAUCCUCCAUCACUGCACCGACACCCUCGUCGCAUUCGAAUACACACGCAGCCAAAUCCGCAAACCACACACCUUAGUCUUUGUAGGAGGUCUAGGUGAUAGCCUCGGCUCAGUCGACUACCUAAACGAAGUCGUCAAUGCCCUCGACGCAACAGAAUGGAGCAUAUUCAACCUAGGGCUCUCCUGCGCAGGCGGUGGUUGGGGAAUGGGCCGACUAGGCAAAGACAUCGACGAGCUGUCUCAAUGCGUCUCAUACGUCCGCGCGUAUAAGGAGCCCCAAUUCGGGCCCGGCAAGGUGGUGAUCAUGGGCCAUUCGACGGGUAGUCAGGACGUGAUGCAUUACAUUAACUGCCCCAACCCGCGGCCAGCACACCCCGUCUUCGAUCGCGAUUGGGAGCCUAUUGUGCGGGCCCAGGUUGAUGGCGCUAUUAUGCAAGCGCCUGUUUCCGAUCGCGAGGGUAUCUUGUGGGUUGUCAAGUGUGGUACUGAGCGUGAUAGUCCAGUUAAGAUGCGCGAGAUUUAUGAUAAGGCUGUGGCGGAUGCGCGUCGUGCGACCUAUGAGGAUCAUGAUUUGGUUGAUACUCUUGUUCCACUGGUUGUGACAUCGCGUAUUGGAUACCCGCCUUCUGCGCCGGUUAGCAGUCGUCGAUUUUUGAGUCUGGCUAGUCCGGACAGUCCCGAGAAUCCGUCGGAAGAUGAUUUGUUCAGUUCCGAUUUGAGUGAUGAGCAGUUCCGUGGGACUUUUGGUAUGAUUGGGGAGAGGGGCUUGUUGAAGCAGAAGAUGCUCGUGCUGUACUCUGGGCGUGAUCAGUCCGUACCUCCAUGGGUGAACAAGGAAGCUCUGUUGAAGAGGUGGCAGGCUGCGGCUGAUGGGAGUGGACGGCAGAUCUGGGACACGAGGAGUAUGGUUAUUCCUGGUGCGUCGCAUGCUUUGAGUGAUAGUGACCAGGCGAAGCCGCGGCGGAUCUUGGUCGAACAGGUGACGUCUUACCUGGAUGAUAUCCAACGGGGGUGA